This is a messenger RNA of Erinaceus europaeus (western European hedgehog), 1749 nucleotides long. It is a transcript of the gene NAAA, whose product is annotated as N-acylethanolamine acid amidase. Gene Ontology annotation, biological process: fatty acid metabolic process. The record is from RefSeq and is a predicted model, not a curated record. Gene Ontology annotation, molecular function: fatty acid amide hydrolase activity. The transcript has 11 exons. Gene Ontology annotation, cellular component: lysosome. Lineage: Eukaryota; Metazoa; Chordata; Mammalia; Eulipotyphla; Erinaceidae. The coding region runs from base 36 to 1103 and encodes 355 amino acids.
GCCCUGAGCUCCACGGUCUCAGCUGCGGCCAAACCAUGCGCGCUGCGGGCCCGGGGGCGCGCCAGGCCCUGAGCCUGGUGCUGCUGCUGCUGUGGGGGCCGGGGGCCGCCACCUCAGACUCUGCCCCGCCGCUCUUCAACGUGAGCCUGGACGUGGCCCCCGAGCUGCGCUGGCUGCCGGUCCUGCAGCGCUAUGAUUUGGACUUCUUGCGCAGCACGAUGGAGCACGUCCUGCGGGACUUGGUCCCGGUGUGGGUCCACUCGGUGAUCCGGAAGGCGGCCGGGGAGCUGGAGCAUCUACUGCCGGAGCCCUUCACCCGCGAGAUCCGGGGCAUGUGCGACUUUCUGAGCCUCAGCCUGGCCGACUGCCUGCUGGUCAACCUGGCCUACGAGUCCAUGGCAUUCUGCACCAGUAUUGUGGCUCAAGACUCCAGAGGCCGCAUUUACCAUGGCCGGAAUCUGGAUUAUCCCUAUGGAAAUUUCUUAAGAAACUUGACUGUGGAUGUGCUAUUCUUAAAGAAUGAGCAGAUUGCAUUCGCAGGGACCACUUUUAUUGGCUAUGUAGGAUUGUGGACUGGGCAGAGCCCACACAAGUUUACAAUUUCGGGUGAUGAACGAGACAAAGGCUGGUGGUGGGAAAACAUGAUUGCUGCCCUUUUUCAGAGACACUCACCGGUCAGCUGGCUUGUCCGCAAUACCCUGAGUGAAUCAGAAAGCUUUGAAGCAGCUGUUUACAAAUUGGCCAAGACUCCCCUCAUCGCUGAUGUCUAUUUUAUUGUUGGUGGUGUGUUCCCCCGGGAGGGAGUGGUCAUCACAAGGAACAGAGGUGGCCCAGCAGACAUUUGGCCUCUCGAUCCUUUAAAUGGAGCGUGGUUCCGAGUUGAGACAAACUAUGACCACUGGAAGCCAGCACCUGAGAAAGAUGACCGAAGAACACCUGCCAUCAAAGCCCUGAAUGCCACUGGCCAGGCAAACCUCAGCUUGGAGGCCCUCUACCGGGUUUUGUCAGUGGUCCCAGUUUAUAACAGAAAUACAAUUUAUACUACAGUAAUGAGUGCUGCCAACCCAGAGAAGUAUACGACUAGGAUCCGAAACCUGGGUUAGAUGAGGAAGCAAGAACGUGAAUCCACCUGUGCUGUGAAAGAUGAAAAAAUUUUAAUGAAAUUCUUGUGAAGCUGCGUUAAGAAAAUAAAACAAAGUGAACGUUUGUUUUAUGAAUAAUAUAGACUUCUUCCUCAUUAAACUUUUCAACCUUGAGAAGUGGGGCCAGGAGGGUCCCCUCUGGAAUUUUUUUUGAAAAAAUGAGUAAUAAAAGCCAUUCACUUCCCCUUAUGGGUUGCCCUAACCCUUGGUAAUCAUCUAUCCUGGUUUCAACAACUCAAGACAAUUGGUCUGAUAAAUCAAGCUGCAUGCCUGGGCUUUAUUCUCAGCAUAUCUCACACCUCAGCUUCUAAAGAGACAAGCUGACAAGAUCUCUGUUCAUUAUGAAAUAUUUCUGGAAAAGAAGACAUGAAAAACUCUGGUCUGAGCAGAUCCUGUUUGAAUGUUAUUUUGAUUAAAUCCUAUAUAUUUGAUCAUGUAUUUCCAUUUUUUUACAUUUUUGUUUAGCUUUUUAAAAAACUAAUGGAAUAUCUUUAUCUGAAGAACUACUUUCUUACUGCUUCUUGAAAGCAAUAUGGAUCACAUUUUCUGGUUGCCACUUAUCACUAAUUAACAGAUGUGGAAAGAAUAAUUAAAAAAAUCCAAUCUA